Molecule: messenger RNA, 312 nt
Organism: Medioppia subpectinata
Lineage: Eukaryota; Metazoa; Arthropoda; Arachnida; Sarcoptiformes; Oppiidae
Source: the annotation of a GenBank genome assembly
UCAGAUAUAGUGGGAGAAUGGGGUAAAUGGCAAAUGAAUUUGACUAUAUUUGUCUUUAUAUUGAUAGCCCUUUCAGCGUAUACUGACUUGAGUUAUAGUUUUCAUACAUACGAAGUGGACUAUUGGUGUAAAGAUGUUCCCAUCAAUCAUAUGAAUAAAUCGCUUGACUACAGGUGUGUUACAUAUGAUGACCCAAACACACAAUGCAAUCAAUGGGAUUACAACACAACAGAAUUUUACAAAACGAUCAACACUGAGUUUGACUUAGUUUGUAAUCGAGACAACUAUGCAUCGCUCACCCAAUCCUUCUUC